Molecule: messenger RNA, 3502 nt
Organism: Castor canadensis (American beaver)
Lineage: Eukaryota; Metazoa; Chordata; Mammalia; Rodentia; Castoridae
Source: RefSeq, a predicted model, not a curated record
GUGGAAUUGGCUGUGUCGGCCGUGACAAGGGCCAGGUUCGAAAAUGCCUCGAUGUGGUGGAGAUCUACAACCCGGAUGGGGACUUCUGGCGAGAGGGCCCGCCCAUGCCGCAUCCCAUCCUCUCACUCAGAACCAACUCCACCAAUGCGGGAGCCGUGGACGGGAAGCUGUAUGUCUGCGGGGGCUUCCACGGAGCAGAUCGCCACGAGGUGAUCUCCAAAGAAAUUCUGGAGUUGGACCCUUGGGAAAACCAGUGGAAUGUGGUCGCCGUCAAUGUCCUCAUGCACGACAGCUAUGACGUCUGCCUGGUGGCCAGGAUGAACCCCCGAGACCUCAUCCCGCCCCCCUCAGAUCUGGUGGAAGAAGGCAGCGAGCACUGAGGCCAAGGCUGCCAGAGGAGCUCCCGCUCGGCUUGCCAACCAGGCGUGGGAAUGGGGAGCCCAUGGCGCCGGCACUGUGUGCAUAGCAGCCUGUGUGCGGUGGCUUGUGCUGGUGCUGGGAGUGGGGGGUGCAGGGGCUUCCCUCAGGGGCUCCCAGCCUGACGGUAGAUGGGACCCCAGAGUGUGGGUGAUGGAGGAACCUUGUUCUGCUGGGGACUCAAGAAUAGCACUGCCGAGAGGGGGGCCUCUCAACAAAGAGGGGAGCAGCCCAUGGGUGUGGUUGAUGGUGAGGUCAUGGGAAAGCCAGGCAAAGACCUCCAAGGUGUUCCAGCCAGUCAGGCUACACCGCCUGGGGCACAGGAUUUGCUGCUAACUCGAGAAAAGCAGUUGGAGCUAAAUGACCAACACCUGGAAGAACCAACAAGUGAGCUUGGACCUCAUUCAGAAACCCCAACAUUCAGACGCGCUUAAUUCUGUGAAAUAGAGUGCCUGCUUGCGUUAGUGCUUAUUUUGAGCUCUGGGUGCCUUUUUUCUGAUUUUCAUAUUUGAAAUUAAAGUCAACCGUAGCUGCCUUCCUGCGCAUAAGCAUGGCCAGAGGCUCAACUUUGGGGUGCUUUCCUAGCCGACACUGCCUGAAGGGUCUUACACAGCCUCUCCUACUCACUGGUGGUUGUUUUUGUGGCAGGACUGCUGAUGCUGGGGGACACAGUAGGAAGUGAUCUGGAUCUGGGGCUGAUAAGACCGCAGCAUCAGCUGCACCUGGACCCUGUCUUAACAGCCAGCAUUGUUCUCAGGCUGACUUACAAUGAGCAAAUGCUUUCGAUGCAAACACAAAAUAAAUUUUUACUAAUAAGAGAUUGUUGCCAUUUUGGUUUUCAUAUUGCAAUUUGAUGUAAGUUGCAUUUGAACAAGGGCUCCUGUGCUUUGCACAUCGAAAGGUCCAGGAGUGACCAGCCAGAGCAGCAGUCUGGAAGGUGGGGGAGGGGCCACAGGUGACCCAUUUCAGGGACAGUGGAAGUUCAGGAGAGAUGAGGCUAGUCACAAGCGACCUCAAAGCGACCACGGAGCUGGGUCCUUGGGCUCCAGCCACAGGGUUUCAGCAGGAGGCCUUUGAGAACACCUCUUCCCAGCCAUCUAGCUGAACAGACACGACGCCCAGCAGGAGGUGCUGCAAGAGCCAUUCCAGCACAGCUUCCGCAGAGGACAUAAGCCUGAGCCAGGGUCAGAGAGCAGGAGGAUGCCAGGAGAUUGACCAAAUGAGAUGGGCAAGUCAGCCAAAAGCAGAGACUAGGAAAUCUCUCAAGCGGCCCCCUCUGUUGGCAAGGGCAGCCCCUGACCCCCGUGCUCCUCAAAGAGAGCCUCUUAUGGAAGGUUUGGGCCCCUCACCAGGGCCAGCAGGGUCACUAAGGGACAGGAGGAGAGGCACCAAGGUAGCUGUCAGCCUAUUACUUGGCCUGCUCUAGCAGACCCAGUGGGCUUAGAUGGGUGCUCCCUACAGCUGUCCCCCGCUUGUCCUGGUUUUCAGAGAAAGGCACAUGUCCCAGUGUAAACCAUGACCCUAGGCCUCUUGCCAGUGUUUAGUGCACAUGGCCAUGUGGCAAAGUCCUGGCCAGAAGCAUGUCGGGAAGCUGCAGAGGGCCUGGGAAAAGCUGUUGCAAGGGGCUGAGAGGAGCUGCUUUCUACGAGUCUGAGUCACCUAUCCUCUGGACACUGACUGGCCUAUGACCCAGGGGUGGCGUGGGGCAGGUGUGGGGCUGCAGUCCAUUCAGAAGGUCAGAGGGGGACUGGACAGGAAGAACCUAGUUCUGGCUGAUGUCAUAGGAUUAAACACUUGCUAACUGUUACAAUAACUGUACUUUUUGUUCUGGCCACCUCGAGCCACCUGCAGCCCACGAUUUCCUGACUGACAGCCUCCCCAAACCUCGUUCUCUUGGAAGCACAUUCAUCAUCCUCACCACCUGGGAGGUCCAGGCCCAGCCAGUCCUGGCCCCUGGUCUGGUGAUGAGGCUGUCAUCAUUGCAGCAGGGCAAGUUCCACGCGGCCUGAACCUGCUGACGGUUUGCAAUGCCACUUCUCUGGCAUUUCUCAAGUAAGUCUCUGAGUUCGCCCAACAUUUGCAUGUUUACUGCAAAUUCCAUCCACCACUGGCACCUGGCUACACUGCUUGCUUUUAUAAUGAAGCCAUACUUGUUCCUAGAUUGUCCUGGAGCUCAGGCAUCUGAAGGAGCAGGUAGCCUGGCAGCAUCCUUGCUCUGCUGCCCUGGCUGUCUGCUCAGACUCACCCCACCAGGGUACCUUGUCAGGGAUUGACACCGGCUGGCUCCCCCCGGCCAGCCAACAGUCCAUCUGCAGGUUGGAUGGAAGCAGGCUGCCAGCAGGUGAGAACUGAGUGGAGCUGAUUCCAGACUCAAGGACACUAGGAUCUUUGGGGGAGAGGAUCACCGGCUGGGAGUCUUCCCUGGUUCAUUUAAAACUGAGAACCUGGAGAAUGGUAAGGCCAUGAGCAGGAAAACCCAACAGUCACUGGAAUAAAUGCAGACUUGAACCUUGUGUGGGAAUCCAGCACUGGCCCUCAAGAAGGUAAGAAUACCUGCAUGCCAAGAAUGCUGACAGGCUCUCAGGUCAAGACAGGCUGAUGGUGCAGACCUAGGGAGCAGGGACCCCUCACUUACUUCACACCUUCCCCAUCACCAUCUGCUGGUCUUAUUCUGCCCAAGCAACACUCCCUUUUUCCUGGUGCUAACACUCUGCUGUCCAGGACAAGCCCUCCUGUGACGCAUGCCCAGGCCUGCUUCCCUGGUGACUGCCUCAAGUGGGCAUUCCUAAAUGACCAGCGCAGCACUUGAGAUGCAACCGUCAAUAGGGCAGCUGCUCCCCGUUGUGGCCAGGUAGAACAUCAGUCGGUCCUGUGACCAAGAAGUGGACUGGUCCUGACACCAGGUGGAUACAACCUCCCUUAGCACCAGGGAGCACACCUGCAGGAGUUGCUUGGGACAAAACCUGUACAGCUGAGGUCAAGGGAAGCAGAAACAUGAGAACAUGUCCUAUAGACUUAGUCCAGGCACAGGACACAUAAUGUCUACAGAUCUAUAACAAAAAAAAAAAAAAAGCACAGACAAUAG